Chelonoidis abingdonii (Abingdon island giant tortoise) is the source of this 1068-nucleotide messenger RNA. RefSeq names its product VPS29 retromer complex component (gene VPS29). Gene Ontology annotation, biological process: retrograde transport, endosome to Golgi. The record is from RefSeq and is a predicted model, not a curated record. Lineage: Eukaryota; Metazoa; Chordata; Testudines; Testudinidae. Gene Ontology annotation, cellular component: retromer complex.
GUCUGACAGUGACGAGUGAAGCGCGAGGCCUGACGGCUACGGAACGCGCUCUGGUGUGUACCGACUUGGAAUGAUCCCUUCUAGCUGCCGUAGGCCGUAGCCGCACUUGGCUUCCGGAAUCUGUAACGGCCUGUUGCUCUUUGGCCCUUCGGAGCGGAACGGAAGGGAAGGAGGUGACGAGUGGACGGGAGCAGGAUGGCUGGGCACAGACUGGUAUUAGUAUUAGGAGACCUUCACAUCCCACAUCGAUGCAACAACCUCCCAGCUAAGUUCAAAAAACUGCUGGUCCCAGGAAAGAUCCAGCACAUCCUCUGCACCGGAAACCUCUGCACCAAGGAGAGCUAUGACUACCUCAAGACUUUGGCUGGGGAUGUUCACAUUGUAAGAGGAGACUUUGAUGAGAACCUGAAUUAUCCAGAACAGAAAGUUGUAACCGUUGGGCAGUUCAAAAUUGGGCUGAUCCAUGGCCAUCAAGUUAUACCAUGGGGAGAUAUGGCCAGCCUGGCACUGCUACAAAGGCAGUUUGAUGUGGACAUUUUAAUUUCAGGGCAUACACACAAAUUUGAGGCAUUUGAGCAUGAAAACAAGUUCUACGUCAACCCCGGGUCAGCCACAGGAGCUUACAGUGCCUUGGAGAACAACAUCAUUCCUUCAUUUGUGCUGAUGGAUAUCCAAGCUUCCACAGUAGUGACCUAUGUGUAUCAACUAAUUGGAGAUGAUGUGAAAGUAGAAAGAAUUGAGUACAAAAAACCCUAAAAUGAAUCUUCUGGUGCUCUUUACCAUUUCAUUCCCUCUUGUUCUAGUCAAGUAACUGAGCAUUCAAGAACCACAAACUGUCUGCAAUAUUUGAUUGUUUGCAGUAUUAAAUACUGGCUAACUGCUUGUAGCCUAUAGCAGGUAACUAGUUUAUAAUACAUAGCUUCCAGACAAUGGCACCCUCUUGCUUGUUUUCUAUGUAUGGUUCAGCUUGUAAAAUAUCCUGUUAUGGUGCAAAAUGCCUUAGGUGUAUAAUCAGUCUUGUUAAAUAACUACCUUUAAUGUUGUAAUAAACUUGGUUUUUUAAUCAGU